AAACAUUUUAAAUUAAAAUAAACAGAUUGAAAGUAAAAGAAUACAAAGAUACAACAUUCAAAUAGUAACAAAAAAGAGCCGAAGUGGCUGUACUAAUAUCAAAUGAAAUACACUUUAAAUUAAAGCAGGGCUGGGCAUGGUGGCUCAUGCCUGUAAUCCCAGCAUUUCGGGAGAUGGAGGCAGAGAGAUUGCUUGAUCCCAGAAGUUCGAGAUCAGCCUGGGCAACAUGGCAUAAUCCCAUCCCUACAAAAAAUACAAAAAUUAGGUGGACAUGGUGGUGCCCACCUGUGGUCCCAGCUAUGUGGGAGGCUGAGGUGGUAGAAUCACGUGAGCCGGGGAGGUUGAGGCUGCAGUAAGCAAGAGCCGGGGAGGUUGAGGCUGCAGUAAGCCAAGACCAGGCCCCUGCACUCCAACCUGGGCAAUAGAGUGAGACCCUGUCUCAAAAUAAAAAAUAUAAAAAGAGGGUUGAGAGACAAACCUUCUUGUUUGGGAUUUGCUUCUCAUGUAGUACCUUCUCUGAACACCAGAUGGCAUGAGAUCAUUGGUCAUAUCUGGGCCACUGUAUCAGAAAAAUUGUCAUUCAAGAGCAAAUGUGAACCUUUCGAAGACGCAGACACCCAUUCUGUAACACACCGUCACUCGUUGAGUUUUGGUAGCUUGCGGAUGUCCUGCAGGAAGAAGGUGAUUGAUGUGGCUGCAGGCUCCACCCACUGCCUGGCUCUGACUGAGGACAGCGAGGUCCACAGCUGGAGGAGCAACGACCAGUGCCAGCACUUUGACACCUUGCGCGUGACCAAGCCAGAACCUGCAGCAUUGCCAGGACUGGAUGCCAAACACAUAGUGGGAAUUACCUGUGGGCCUGCCCAGGUACUGAAUAUAGAGGUUGAUUUGGUAUUUUGGAGGAUUUUGGAUUCCAGUUGUUCAUUAUCAGUAUAUAGGAAAUACCACUGAGUUUUGUUUGUUGUUCUUGUGUCCUGCAGUUGUGCUAAACUCAUUUAUUAUGAGCUUCAUUGUAGUUUCCUUGGGUUUUCUUCAUGGACAAUUAAAUGCUAUCUGUAUAGAGGGGCAGU
This is a messenger RNA of Pongo pygmaeus (Bornean orangutan), 1070 nucleotides long. RefSeq names its product E3 ubiquitin-protein ligase HERC2-like. The record is from RefSeq and is a predicted model, not a curated record. The transcript has 2 exons. The coding region runs from base 664 to 951 and encodes 95 amino acids. Lineage: Eukaryota; Metazoa; Chordata; Mammalia; Primates; Hominidae.